CUCUGCCUUCCUCACCUAAAAUCACCUUUUGCUUUCUUCACACUCACACACAUUCAUUCCAAUCUCAUCACCCAACACUCAACACUGCAUUAUUCUUACUAUUCCCUUUCGUUUAACCCUUCUCGAUAUCAUCAUUUACCACUACUUCCUCUUUGCUUUCAUGCUUUUCUUAUAUUCCGAUUCUCGUUAGAUUAGGGUUUCCCCGCGUCACCGUUUCUCACCAUGUCGCCGGCGGCGCCCCAAGCUGCCGACUACUCAUUCGCCGUCGAGUACGACGGCCCGCCGCUAACCUACGACCUUCCUCGGGCGGUGCCCAUCAGUGUCGACAGCAUUCCGGUGGCUGCCGUCGUUUCCCAGGUUCCUCUCUCCGACGCUCUCUCAUUGCCGGUUGUGCAGCCGCUUCUGCCACCGCCGCAGCCCCCUCUCAGAACCCUUGGCUCCGAACUUAGGGGUUCCAAGUUAGCGUCCGAAACGACGGUCUCUCCCACCUCCGUGAUCGCAUUCGAGCACCGAGCUUCCGAGAGCAACGUCGGGGAGCUUUCCGGCGAGCUGAGCAGCUCCGGCGCGUUUGAGUUCUCCACCGGGAACGACGGCUCCGGUGACUUGUCGGAUUUGGGCGAAAGUUCGAGAGUGCUUGAGGAAACUAGAAGCUCUAGUACCGCUGAGUUUUGGGACAAAUCAGGGAGAAGUUCUGGCGUGCUGAGGGCUUUGGAUGGAAAAGAGAGUUUGGAUUUCAACGAGUUGAAUCAGCAAGAUUGGGCAUCCACCGAGUCAGUGUUGAGUUUGGAGUAUCCGUCAACUCGGGUUUCUUCGCUGAAGGCUGAGGAUAUCGAUUCCAAGCGCCCCCCGGUUGUUAAGUUUGAUGUGGACUCUGAUGACGAUGCCUUGGAUGAGGAGUUUGAUGUGGAGGAAACUGUGAGUAAACCUGUUAAAAGGGCGCCUCUCACGAAGGGGAAGAAAGGGUCUUGUUAUAGGUGCUUCAAGGGGACUAGGUUUACUGAGAAAGAAGUUUGUCUUGUUUGUGAUGCGAAAUAUUGUAGUAAUUGCGUGCUCAGAGCUAUGGGGUCUAUGCCCGAGGGGAGGAAAUGUGUGACUUGCAUUGGAUUCCCGAUUGAUGAGACCAAACGAGGAAGUCUGGGGAAGUGCUCUCGGAUGCUCAAGCGAUUGCUUAACGAAUUGGAAGUUCGGCAAAUAAUGAAAGCGGAGAGAUUUUGUGAAGCCAAUCAGCUUCCACCUGAGUAUGUUUGCGUCAAUGGCCAGCCGCUUUCUUAUGAGGAACUGGUUACGUUGCAGAACUGCCCGAACCCUCCCAAGAAGCUGAAGCCGGGAAAUUAUUGGUAUGAUAAAGUAUCUGGUCUUUGGGGGAAGGAGGGACAGAAGCCUUCCAGAAUUAUAAGUCCACAUCUUAAUGUUGGAGGCCCCAUCCAACCGGAUGCUAGUAAUGGAAACACUCAGGUUUUCAUCAAUGGUCGGGAAAUAACAAAAGUUGAGCUUCGAAUGUUGCAGUUGGCAGGAGUUCAGUGUGCUGGCAACCCACAUUUUUGGGUCAAUGAGGAUGGUUCCUACCAAGAAGAGGGGCAGAGGAACACUAGAGGUUAUAUAUGGGGCAAGGCUGGAACGAAGCUUGUAUGUGCUUUCCUGUCUUUGCCAGUUCCUUCUAAAUCUUCAAAUUCUUUGGGAGAACAACCUUUCAGCCUAGCUAGCAGAACAAUUCCUGAUUACCUGGAGCAUGGGGUGCUUCAGAAGCUUCUCUUGGUCGGUUGUAGUGGAUCUGGAACGAGCACUAUUUUUAAGCAGGCAAAAAUUUUAUACAAAAGCGUCCCAUUCUCGGAAGAUGAGCAUGAAAACAUAAAGUUGACCAUUCAGAGCAAUGUUUAUGCCUACCUUGGCAUACUGCUUGAGGGGCGGGAGCGUUUUGAAGAUGAAAGUUUGGGGGAUUUGAAAAAAAGACAGUCAUCCGUACUUGACAGCACAGGAAGUAGUCUAAAACAUGAUGACAAGACUGUAUAUUCCAUUGGCCCAAGAUUGAAAGCGUUCUCUGAUUGGUUACUGAAAACUAUGGUAUCUGGCAAACUUGAUGCUAUCUUUCCAGCUGCUACUCGUGAGUAUGCACCACUGAUUGAGGAAUUAUGGAAUGAUGCUGCAAUUAAGGCCUCAUAUGAAAGAAGAAGCGAAUUGGAAAUGCUGCCUAGUGUUGCUAGUUAUUUCUUAGAGCGGGCUGUUAAAAUAUUAAGGACGGACUAUGAACCCUCAGAUUUAGAUAUCCUUUAUGCAGAGGGAGUUACUUCAUCUAAUGGGGUGGCCUGUGCGGAGUUUUCAUUUCCCCAAUCAGAUUCCGAGGAAACCGUAGACACUACCGAUCUCUAUGAUUCUUUUGUUAGGUAUCAACUAAUUAGAGUACAUGCAAGGGGCCUAGGAGAAAAUUGCAAGUGGCUAGAGAUGUUUGAGGAUGUUGAAAUGGUUAUCUUCUGUGUUUCCUUGAGUGACUACGAUCAGGUUUAUGUCGAUGGGAAUGGUUGUCCCUCUAACAAGAUGAUAUUGAGCAAGAAGUUUUUUGAAACCAUUGUCACUCAUCCAACCUUUGAGCAAAUGGACUUCUUGUUGAUAUUAAACAAAUUUGAUCUGUUUGAGGAGAAAAUCGAACAAGUUCCUUUGACCAAGUGUGAAUGGUUCUCUGAUUUCCAUCCAAUAAUCAGUCGCAACCGUCCCAACAGCAAUAGCAACAGCAUUAAUAGUAAUCCCUCCCUUGGUCAGUUGGCUUCCCAUUACAUAGCAGUUAAGUUUAAAAGGCUUUACUCAUCUCUUACCGGAAGAAAGUUGUAUGUGUCCCUGGUGAAGGGGUUGGAGCCUGGUAGUGUGGAUGCGGCGCUUAAAUACGCCAAGGAGAUUUUGAAGUGGAACGAAGAGAGACCAAACUUUAGCUUGAGUGAAUAUUCAAUGUAUAGCACGGAGGCGAGUUCAUUCUCUCAUUGAUUGCUGAUUCAGGCAAGCGUUGUUAGCAUACUUGUGUAAGGCUUGACAUCAGUUCGUGUACAUAUUACUAACUAGGAGUAAAAUGGAUCGUUCCUUGUACUAGCUAUCUCCACUUGUAAGAUUCAGUAGAUGUUAAACAUGUAGGUAAGGUUUCCAGCAAUUAGAGAGUGUGCUGGUGAGUCAGUCAGCACAUACCACAGAUCAAUAUGUAAUUUUCAAAUUCAUUUUUUUUUUCAUAUGGUUAGGUAAAAUCUUCAUGAUAGAAUUUUUAUAUCACAUUUUGUCAGUCUGUCAA
Messenger RNA from Vigna umbellata (rice bean), 3268 nucleotides. RefSeq names its product extra-large guanine nucleotide-binding protein 1-like. Gene Ontology annotation, molecular function: G-protein beta/gamma-subunit complex binding; GTPase activity; guanyl nucleotide binding. Gene Ontology annotation, biological process: G protein-coupled receptor signaling pathway. Lineage: Eukaryota; Viridiplantae; Streptophyta; Magnoliopsida; Fabales; Fabaceae. The record is from RefSeq and is a predicted model, not a curated record.